AUGACCUUGCUCAGCACCCCCACUGAAGAUGGGACCCCGUCAUCCUUAGGGCGUGGCCACUGGUCAGCUUUUAAGUCUGGUUUCACGCCAUCAUUGGACGCAGAUUCGUCCGCUUUAGGCGAUGAUUCUCUUCCCACUGCUACCGCUUCGACAUUCACGUUUUCCGCCGAAGUACCUCCGCCUUCCUGCUCCGAGGAGGAAACGAAUGAAGACGAAGAUAACAAUGGACGCGCAGAAGACGGCGAGGAAAAGCUCACGUGGUGGCAGAUUGCUGGCCGCUCCAUGGAUACUGUAUUUGCCAAUAUCGCGUGGUUUUCGGACCACAGCGAGAUGUAUCUGCUUGAAGUCGCACGCUUAAAUGCUCCACCGCAAUACCCGAAGCGGUCGUAUAACGCGCUCUUCUCUACAGACGCCAACUUCCGUGUGUCGAAUCGGCUGUCGCGAUCGACAGAGAGCACGGACCCGUGCUUCAAUGAUGGCCGCGCAUACCUGGUGCCCAUGAAGGAGUACAGCGCGUACGUGGACUCCGUUGAAGCGGGCAAAGACGAGGAGGUAAGCGCGCAGGCUGCUCUCGGGAAAGGGUUGCGCACAACGGGCGUAGCUGGUAUGUUUUGCGCUCGCCACGAGCUUUGGCAGCCGUUGGGUUUGGCGCCUCUGAAGAAGGGAGAACAAUACAGGGCUAUCGAUUUCAUCUCGACGAUGGCGCAUCGGUUCGUUCGAGCUCCCGUCGUGGUGCAUCCGUACGACAUCGUAUAUCAGUGGCACAAGAAUCUUUUGAAUAGGCUCGCUGCUGUCAAGAAGGCCGAGCACGAAAGCGUCUUCGAGGGCGCGCGCGCAAUGAUCAGCCGAGCUCUCGUCUUUGUCGUGCCGAAAUUUCAUAUCUUCGCCCACGUCCUGGACUGCUUCUUACGCUUCCACCCAAGCUACACGCGUGGUGUGGCACAGGCGGACGGCGAGGCAUGCAAGCGUGUAUGGGCGAGCGUCAACCCGGCAGCCACAAGCAUACGCGAGAUGGGACCAGGUCUAUGCGGGACGCGAUGGACAGCAUAUGCAGUUCGCACAGCCAUUAAAAGGUCUGCGGUCUUGGCACGCAUACAUGCCGCGAUCUUCGCGGCGGCGGAGGAACGCACGCUGGAGAGGGUUGCGACCAUGUUGCAGGCGGUGGAGCACUUUGAGGAGGAUAUGAACCCGAAGGCGGGUCGGCCGUGUCCGUACAAGGAUGAGGGCGACGAUUUGAUGUCUGAAUACAUCGCGGCGCUCGCAGAGAAGACGGAUACAGUUGCGGACCAGCCGAGCAGUACUGUCGAUGCUGAAGACGGUGUCGGCGAGACGGCUGCGAAUGCGCGCUGUGCGAAUUCCGGCUGCGCGGACCCUACCUGCACUUCGGCCGAGGGCGACGAUGCCGAUGGACUGGCAGAUUCGGGGAAGAGCAAAGCUGGCGUGGCCGACGAACCAGCAGAGUGCGAAGCCGGUAGCGCGGAGGGCAUGGCGCGUGCUGUUCUGACCUUCAAAGAGGACCAACAACGCCUCAUGCCGGCUACCUUCACAACCAUGACAGGUCGCGACGCUCUGCCAGACGAUGACGAAGCAUGCAGCGCUAAGCUGUGCUUGCCGUCGGAGCUAUCCCCGCAAUUACGGGCCGAGUACUCGACGCUCGUAUCCAUGUAG
This is a messenger RNA of Peniophora sp. CBMAI 1063, 1668 nucleotides long. Lineage: Eukaryota; Fungi; Basidiomycota; Agaricomycetes; Russulales; Peniophoraceae. The record is from the annotation of a GenBank genome assembly.